Molecule: messenger RNA, 3664 nt
Organism: Ostrea edulis (European flat oyster)
Lineage: Eukaryota; Metazoa; Mollusca; Bivalvia; Ostreida; Ostreidae
Product: cilia- and flagella-associated protein 251-like
Exons: 22
Coding region: 150-3455 (1101 amino acids)
Cellular component (GO): motile cilium
Molecular function (GO): protein binding
Source: RefSeq, a predicted model, not a curated record
AAAAGCGCAUGCGCACUGAAUAUAAACAGUGUUGCUAAGGCAGAGAACUGCAUUAGCAUUGCCGUUUAAAUGCAUUGUACUCUUAAUAUACCACACGAAUUAUUUGAAGUAAACAUAAACAGGAUUAUUAUACAAUUUGGAUAGUCACAAUGGCAGACGAAGAAGGGAAGAAGAGUCCGGUUCAAGAUGAAGCUGCUGAUAAAGCGCCAUCUCCAGAACAAAAGGCCCCAUCUCCAGUGGAAGAGCAGAAAGCGCCAUCUCCAGUUGAAGAACAGAAAGAGAAUGAACCUGAACCGAAAGAGGAAGAUACAACUGAAUCCAAACCUGAAGAAGACACAGCGAAUAAAGAAGUGACAGAAGAGUCAAAGCAGAAUGAAGCUGAAAAUACAAAAGAAACUGAAGAGCCCAAAGCACAAGAAGAAACUGAACCAGCACAAGAGGAAAAGGAAGAUCAGGUAUCUGAUCCAGCCAAAGCUACAGAACCAGACAGUAAGGAAGAGGAACAAACACCAGCUGUGGAAGUGGCGUCCGAGAGAAGAUCACCAGAGGGCGGCCCUGAAACAGGACCAGACAGUGAGAAACAAACAGUUGAUACAGAGCCGCCAUCAGUUAAGGUGCCUUCACCUCCACCCAACACAGACACAGCACCAGGGAUAGAUACACCAGCAGUUAUACCAGAUGCACCAAAGAUUCCAUCUCCUGAAAAAUCAGAGGUCACUGGUGCUGGGGGUCUAGAGGGAACAAUGUCAACCACUGCUCUGAAUGUUAUUUGGUCAUUUGGACUCAACAGAAAUAUUCCAGUUUUAAAUCUCACAGACCAUUCAAGAAAACUUAUUAUGUAUGCAUGUGCACAUGUUGGAGUGCUUUAUGAUUUUGAAAACAAUAGACAACACAUUUUACAAGGACAUAUAAACCCUUUGACCUGUACGUGUGUCAGUGAGGACAAGAGAUGGUUGGCCACUGGUGACAAAGGACCGGACUCAACAGUGAUUAUAUGGGACACAUACACAGGAGUUCCCGUUCAAACAAUAUUUGAUACCAGUCCAAAUGGUGGUGUUGUUGCUAUGGCAAUGACUUCAGAUGCACGAUAUCUUGCAACACUAAGUGCAGGACCAACACAGGUUUUGUCUAUUUGGAACUGGACAGUGGAUGGUGAUACUCCUCUGUGUACUGCAGAAUUAAAAGCCAGCUAUGGAGUACAGACAUUCAUUCAUUUCAAUCCAGAAGACGUUCAUUUCCUUGUGUCAAAUAGUGAUUCUCAAGUUAUUUUCUAUCAAUGGAAUGACAACCACAUGGAAUAUUUUGCCCCUCCGCUGACAGACCAAGACUUCAACAAACCUGUGGGUCGUUACAGUCAGGCCAUCUUCCAGAGAAACAGUACCAGGGUGCUGACCUCAACCUCUAUUGGGAAUCUAGUUGUGUGGGACACCAACAAACCACUCACAAAAUUACAAAAUUCCCAACCCACUGCAGACAAAAAAGCUUUAAAGAUCAUCAGACUUCAGGAGAGAGGAAUCAACGUACUGACCACAACAGAGAAUUUCAUUGUUGUUGGAGAUAUGGCUGGCCAUGUCAAGUUCUUUGAUCAGAGUUUGAAGCUUGUCCAUUGGUAUCAAGAUUUCCAUUUGGGACCUGUGACUUCAAUUAGUUUUGCAUUUUAUCCUGAUUUUGAACCCAUAGCACAAGAAGGAACAAAUUAUCCACCUGAUGCAACAAUAGAAGCAAGGAAAUUUGUUAUCAAAGACUUUGUUGUGGGUAGCAGCAUUGCCAUAUUUGGAAGUGUUACAGCAGAUGGGACAAAGGUGAAGGUCAUUCACAGAGAGCAUGAUGCUGCAAUCCAUGCUCUUGCUUCACAUCCAUCCCUGCCCUAUGUAGUGAUUGGAAGUUACUCUGGACUUCUGAAAAUCUGGGAUUAUGAAAAGAAACAAGUAAUGGUCACUAGACAGUUUGAGAAGAACAGCAUGAUCAGAUGUUGUGCUUAUGAUCCAAAAGGAGCAUAUAUAGCUGUUGGCUUUGUGAAUGGAUCAGUUAGGGUGUUAGACUCCAUAACAUUAGAAGACCAGAUAGCAGAGCCUUUCAGAUACGCUCGAUAUGGAAUCUCACACAUAGCAUUCUCUCACAAUUCACAGUACCUAGCCACAGCUGAUGGAGAGUUCACGAUAAGUGUAUUUAAGAGACAACACCUCCGGGAUGAGCCCUAUGGCUACCUUGGUAGAUACCGGGCCCACUACAAAGACAUACAGGACAUUAUCUUUGGGGUCCACCUGGACUCUAACCAGCCCCGCCUCCUGUCCCUUGGAAAGGACAGAGUUCUGGUGGAAUAUGAUUUGGAAAACAGUACAAAAGACAACUUGAAGAUAACCAGUUCAGACCGGAUAGAACAGAGUGCUGUACCCCAAUGUCUGACCUGGUACCCACCAAUCACAAAAGAACACUUCAUUGUCACAGCCAAUGACCAAUACAAGUUCAAGUUAUACAAUGCGACGACUAAAAUGUGCAGGAAAACUUUACUGGGACCAACUUAUGGAUCUCCUAUCAAAAAAAUUGCUGUGGUGCCAACCAAAGAUCCGAUCAAAGAUAAGCGAUUCCUGGCGUACAUUACCGAUGACAAGAUAGGACUUCACAUCCUUCCUCUGUGUGGCAAUCCACAUGAUGCCAUGGCUCUCAUUGGUCACCCCGCAGGGGUAUCUAACCUAGUCUGCAGUUAUGAUGGAAAAUACCUGUUUUCUGCAGGCGGAACAGAUGCAUCUGUUCACAUGUGGGAAAUCAAUACAAAUGCGUUGGAGGCCCAGAGUAAGUUGGGAGGUGAGGAUUUGAUCCCAUUUUACGGUCUGUUAGAUGGGGGUCGCGAGGGAGAGCUGUUUGCAGAACUGGAGGAUUACUUCUACUAUGCACAAAUCAGAAGCCAAGGAGUGGAUGCUAUGGAAAGGAGGGAAUUGUCAAUAAAGAUCCCCCUCAGUGAGGUUCCUUAUGUAAUGAGGGCCAUGGGUUUCUAUCCCUCAGAGCAAGAGAUUGAGGAUAUGUUAAAUGAAGUCAAGUUCAGUCGCUAUGUGGAGACAGGGCAAUAUGUUGAGGAUAUUGAACUUGGAGACUUCAUAAAAUUGUAUGUCAAUCAUCGACCAGCUUUUGGAUUAGACCCACAAAAACUUGUGCAUGCUUUCAAUACGCUGGGCAUACCCUCAUCUCAAGGUAAUGUAAUUGAGAGAGGGUAUCUAUUGGAUCUCCUGCAGACCAAAGGUGAGCACAUGACCGAGUAUGAAUUAGCGGAGUACCUGACGACCCUGCUUGGAUUCAAUGCAGAGGGAGGUAGCAGCGAGCUUCAAGAAUUUGACUCUUCCACUGCUGGUGACAUUAUCGAUCAAAACCUCCCGGUAAAUGUUACCGAGGAAAUGUUUGCCAGUGAAAUUCUAGGAUUUCCUAUGUACAGGGAUACUUUAGCUCAGCAGUCAUCAUGAAAGCUGGGUAAAAAGUGACAGUUAUUCCUACUGUGAUUUGUUCUGGUUAUGAAUAUGUAAAUAUUGAACAAUAAUUUGAAAUACACAACAGAUGGCUGUGAUAGUCUCACAAUUUAAAAAAAGAAUUUUAUUGACAUUGUUUUGUAUCGAUUAUACACAACAACAGCUUAUUGUUGUAUGAUAUUUUUCAUAAAAUAUUUAAAACAUGA